Messenger RNA from Mercenaria mercenaria, 6850 nucleotides. RefSeq lists its product as uncharacterized. The record is from RefSeq and is a predicted model, not a curated record. Lineage: Eukaryota; Metazoa; Mollusca; Bivalvia; Venerida; Veneridae. Bases 978 to 3737 code for a protein of 919 amino acids. The transcript is spliced from 8 exons.
UGGAUUCACCCGUCAACUCUUUAAUUCUAUAGGUUAAAGAGGGCUAAAUAUAUCCGCUAAUACUUUCUAUAUAAAAUAGCAACGUAUUACAUCUUUUUAUCAGCAUUUCUAUUCUUUCACUUCUUGUCAUUGUCUUGAACCAUAAUGCAAGUAAACCAUGAUCAUAUGACUGAGACAAUAAAGCUUAUAUCUGGCUACUAGGCGGGAAAAUGGCACUAUUUACUGAAUCAUACCUAUCUAAAAUUGCGCAACACAUUAAACAAUACCCCUGCUGAAAUAACAAUAUACUGUUUUGUUUACAGUUUUAGUUUAAUGAUAGCAUGCUUAAAUCGGUAUAUGUUACGCAAAAAGUACUUUUUUUGGAACAAAUGUAACACCUAAGCCUACUGUUUCAGUUUGUUCAUGCAUUUUAAUGUUUAUCAGUUUUAAAGAACUCGACAAUAACAGAAUUAGUUUAGCUAGUACGUUUGAAAAUAGUGAUAUUUCAUAUUAAUUUUUCAUAAGGCGUGGACGUUUAAAAUUUAUAUUCAAUGAAUUUACUUAAAUUCCAAUACUAAUAUGUCAUACAUUGAGACAAAUCAGUUCAUAGAGAGAUGCGUAUCAAUAACAAUAUAUUAUUUCAAAGUAUGUUUCGCAAUGAAAUGAAAUGAAUAAAAUUAACAUUUUCGUGGAAGUCUAAGGAUUUCGCCGUCUUACUUUUUAAGAGGUCGGUGAACCGUGAACACAUUUUACAAGAAAAUCAAAAUUGCAUUUAUUUUGUACUAGUUUAAAUUCUUCUGCUUUUACACUAAAACUUGGAUUAGAAUAUCGCAAAUGUAGAAUAAUUUGAAGUUGUUUCAGGUCUAAUCAACUAUCAUCGAAGGAGUACUUCUUGUUUCAUGAAAGUUCUUUAUCUGACCAGCUUUAUCUGUACAAUGAUGACUUGUUCAUUUCUGAACUAUAUUUAACAUUUCGCAAUAUUUAUUUGUGACACAAACAUGGGGAACAUUGAAUCUGUUAUAGAAAAAGAUGAUACAGAGUGGAAAUUUGUUGGACGGAGUGCUGACCUGGAAAAUUUGAAAGAACUGCUUUCCAACAAUAGAUCAGUUCUUGUUUAUGGAAUGAAAAAAAUUGGAAAAUCAAGAUUUAUCAAAGAAGUGUGUAGACAACAGUUAGAUACUGGACAUACUACAUACUUGUGGAAGGAUUUUGAAUUAGAUGACGUCGAGUCAGGAUAUUCUCAGUACGAUUGGAUUCUUGAAUUUCUGGUUAGCCUAGGUUCAGAUAAAGAACAAGAACGCUUUAAUUAUAAGUAUCCAUUACAAAAAAUUGCAUGCAAUUCUUGCGAGUUUUGCCUGAAACCUGGAAGUGACAGGUGUGAAAAACAGAAAGGUCAAAUUGAAUUAGCACUAAAUAAUGUAAUAAUUCAACUUAAACAAUGCAAACAUGAAAUUUUACUUUUUAUAGACAACAUUGACAAACUAAUGGAUAGUAACUUUAAAGGCGAGUUCAUAAGUUUUCACAAAAAGUCACUUCAGUGUAAAAAAUUGAAAACGAUACUGUCUUCUUCCUACAAAGUGGAACACACUUCAAACAGUUACAUGACCUUUGAACUCCCACCGUUAGACAACAGAGCAGUCACUGAAUUACUCUUUGAUACAACUGAAAACAGAAUUGUCUCAGAUGUUCAAAACAGCUGUAAUAAAGCUGUGGAAUAUUCAUCAGAAAAGAUAGUAUUCAAACCGGAGAACAAGCCAUAUAUUGACGCCAUUGUUGGAUUGUGUGAAGGCCUUCCGUUAGCGGUUAUUAUGUUAGGAAUGCGUUUGACAGAAGACUACUGUCUUUUUACGCCUGCAGAUCUCGUAGAAAUCCUGAUAUGUAUGCGACUAACGAGUCUCAGUCCGGCCAACUGCCCACCAGACGACAGAUUAGAAAUCUAUAAAGAACCAAUGGCUGAUGUGAAGGAUGUUUCUUCGUCCUUCCAUUGUUUGAAUCAGCAGAUGACUGGUACCCAGUUUAGUAUAGGCCAGGCCGUAGCUGCUGCAGAAGCUUCAGGAGAUAGUGUUGCAACAGAAUCUGUGGUAAAAUUAAAAUUCAUAAAGGAGGCUGUGAAUAGGUGUAUACUGUCUAUACAAUCACUGCCAGGGGAACAACAGUACAACUGGCAUGGCAUAUUCCGGGAAUGUCAAGCUGCACUGCAAACUAUAGACAAAAUACCAUCUGGUAUUGACACUGCAAAGAAUAUGGUAAUGAAAUUUAUGAAAGAAAAUGUUAAAAAAGCUGGCCUAGAUUUUGAUGAGGAAAUACUUCAAGAUCCAAAAUCUCUAGAGCUUGCCAUCAGAAGUCUCUCUUGCGAGGAGAAAACCAUAUUACCAGUGCAAGUUAACAACGACGAAGAGAAUGAGAUAAUGUCCUCAUAUGAACAACAUCACCAGGCUAGUAAGAAGGCCGAAGCGACUCAAUACGACACGGAACAUUCUUCAGUGAUGAAAGUCCAUGAAGAAGUAGAAAUUCAUAAAGAUGUAGAAAAUAGUCCAUAUACUGACGCAGGAAAAGCCAACAAACGUGUCACUCGGUACUCCGUUUCAGAGGGUAGUGAUAGCAGCGAUUCCGAUAGUGUGAGCCUACAAUUCAGAAAUAUUGAGCUCAGACAAACAGAGGGAUCCGUGGUAAAUGAUGAAAACGUGUCAUCACAAACCGGAAGUGAACAGACUACAAACGGACUUUAUUCUAGCAGUCCAUAUACAAGACAUCCAGGAUGUUCAGAAGAACCAGCACUCCAUCAUAUCCAGAAUAGUGGAGAAAGGAAUGUUUUCCGGCCAAUUAACAGACAGUCUACAUUGAACUCUGUUGAAGAGCAUCUACCCAGCUGCAAUACAAUUCACCCGAUUCACAACUUUUCAAACAAUGUUACUGAACCCAAUAGACAAUACAUUAAUAACACCUCGCCACAUUCUAUCUCUGAUUUGGCUGACAUGAAUAAUGUUCGACCUCGUUCAUUGCCAUCUGUCAACAGCUUAUUGUAUAGUUCCCAAAUUCUACAAGAAAAUACACCAGUAGAUAAUCGGGUGAUAUACAGUCGACAGAGGAAUUAUGAUAAUGCAAGUUUACGUAGAGCUCGAUCAGAUCCAACUUGUAAUCAUUUGGAAAACAAUACAGCUAGACAGAUAGUGGUAGAUAAAAGGAGGGGAGAAAUAGACACAUCAUUUGGUGCCGACUCUUUGACAGGCCCGCCAGCAAUAAAUUAUAUUCCAACAAUCCCAGGAAUUGAUAGGCGACAGUUGGUUGAGCCCGAUUUCAUACAUAUUCAAAAUGAACAUCCAAAUAUGGACACGAGAAUGCAAGAUCCAAUUCUGCGGAUAGCUGAGCUGAAGGAACCAGUUCCUGACACAUCUGUAGAAUCUGCAUUUGACCGAACAGAUUUUUCUACGCAGGGACCAGCGGACAUGUCUUAUAAAAAGUCGUUCUAUAAUGAUUUCCAUGUCGGUCAGGAAAAUUUCAACCAGAUCUCACAUAUUACAUCGGCUCAGUCUGAUGGUCAGUAUCACCAAAUUGCAAAAAAUUGGGUUCCGCCCCCAUUUCAAGGACAAUCAUAUGGAAAAAGGUUAUUAGUCAACCAAAGUAAGCAUGAAGCAAAUGCAAAAAGACGAUCUCCUACGGCUGUAGUCAGCCCUGUGCAGCAACGCCGAUCUCCUCCUGUUGCCGACAAACAGUUACAGAACAAACAAAGUAUUACAAGCGCGACGCUGUCAGAAUGAAAAUAUUUUAUAUAAUUAUUUGAUGAAUAUGUAAUUUCAAGAAGAUGCAAGUGAAUGAAUACAUAAAUAUGAUGAAUGUUAUGCUAACAAACUUGUAAACUAAGUUUCAGUCUCUGUUUUAUUGAAAUAUAACGGUAUAUAGCAUUUAUCAACAUUAUCCCGUUGGUAUUUUUUUAAUUUAUGAGAAAUAGAUACAAUAUAUAAAUUGUCGGUAACUUUCGAAAACAUCUCUUUGAAUUGUAAAACUUUCUUUGAUCUCUUAACAUUUUUCGUAACGUCAUAACGUUGUGAUUGAUGUUGUACUGGUAUUAUUAUUUUUACCCCUCCCCCCACCCCUGACGGGAAGUCAUAUAGUAUUCGGACUUUCCGACUGUCCGUCCGACUGUCUAUUUCCGAUCGAUAGCUAAAGAACGCAUUAGCCUACAUGCAUUAAACUUCAUAUGAUGAUUGCCUGUGGUCAUUAAAGGACGUGUAAAAUAUUUGAUGUCAGUAGUUCAAAGGUCAAGGUCACAGUGACCUUGAGACUAAAUACAGUUUCUGAUCGAUAUCUAAAGAACUAUAUGGUCUACAGGCAUCAAACGUUAAAAGAUGACUGACCGCAGUCAGUAGAUAACUCCUAUUGUUUUGAGGAUCAGUAGGUUAAAGGUAAAGGACACAGUGACAUUCAGUCCGAAAAAGGUAUCUGAUUAAUUACUGCAGAACGUUGUGGCAUACAGACGCAAAGCAUCACGGAAUGAUUGACUGUGGUCAGCAGAUGUGGUCAGCAGAUGACACCUUUUAGUUUACAUUCACUUGUGGCCUACGUUCAUUAGUGUAGUGCAAUAAAAAGAAAUAAUAACACACAACAUCUUAGACGUAUAAUGUACAGUUUCAAAAUGUCUGUCACUGCGGUAAAAUUAAAAAUUCUUUGGGUUGCCAGCACGUUCCAAUUUACUUUUUUGAUUGUUUCUACAAUUAUAUAUGUGUGAUUAGCUUUUAAAUUAAUGUUAUUUCACUAUUUAUAUAAUUAUAAGUAGAUCUAUUGUCUCGCUUAUGCUUCACAUGUAUACUUCUAAAAUUUGUCAUGCAGGUAUGUUGGGUUUUAUUUUUUCUCUAUUUUAUAUUGAAGAAAUAUGUUUUCGAUAAAUACCCACCGUAUCAUUAUGAUCCGUAUCUAUAUGUACAUUAAUACAAAUAUAUUCUAUAUUUUCGCUUUUUGUCACGUUGCCGUUCGCGUCCAAACGGACGUGACGUCGUUUGUUUUGUACGUUGUUAUUUCUGACGAAGAUGUAAAGGUCGAAACUAGUAAAGAAUAUGUUGUCUUGGUAAUUUUAAAUCCUUUUGAUCAGCACGUUCCACAUUACACAGGGUGAAAAUCAUUAGUUCGUUCCUGUAGAACCCCUUUUCAUGUAAAUUUCUUUAUUUUUGUUCUUUUAUGUGCAAUUUCUAAUGGAUUUUCUUGCUAUGACUAUGCUUGAAUACAUUUUGUCAAAUAAUCGCACAACAGAAAGGAAUUUGGUUCAGCACAGAAAUCAAAAGUUUCCUCGUUGACAUUUUUUCUUGCCAUUUUUAAAAUCCGGUGCUGUAUUUAAAUGUUCGUUUUGUGCUUAAAAAUACUUCGCAAUUUUGAGCUGCGCUCUUAUGCAAUUUUAUGUAUAACCUUAUAAUGUGUUUCUUUUAUAAAUCAUCAUGAAAUAUAGUAUUGUAUUCAACGAUAAAAAGGUGCAAAAAUAUAUGUGUGUUUGUGUAAACUCGUGUUCGUUUGAUACGAUUAGGAUACAUUUAGAUACAUAAGAUAUAAACUUAUAUUCAGUGAUUAUAGUAUAUGUUAUAUUAAAAUAACCUACACUCAGUUCAAAAAGAAAGUGUACACUUAGUUUUCUGUUAUUUUUUCUCGGUUAUUUUCAUGAAAACUUAUAAUGUUUGGUACCAAAAUUUAAAUCAGUUCGUAAACAAAUUGGUGUGCGUUUUAGAUUUUGAGUUAUACCUGAGAGUUAGUGUAUGAAAAAAUGAAACAAAAACGUCGGGGGAAUUUUUUGAAAUAUUUAAACUUAAAAAGUGCACACUUUCUUUUGGAACUGAGUAUAUGUUAACUUUAUAUCUUUGAAGCUAAAAAGGGCAUGACAUGACAAUGUGGAAAAAAAUUGUCUAACAUUUAAAGUCAGUAAUGUUUUUCAAAACUAAAAAAGCUAGAUUUGCUAGUUUGUAUAAUAUCAAUAUGUUAUGAAAGUGAAGUUUUGAAUGCAUUUUAACUGUACAUAGCGCCAUGUGAAUGUACCUUUUCAUUUAUUGUGAUUUUAUUGCAAAGUAAAAAUAUGCAAUGUAUAUCCAUUCCGCAUAUUUAAUCUUACUUUAAGGAUGAUGUAGUUCAUGCACAUGUUUACACACUUUCUUCUAUAUUGUGUUUAUAGUAGAAUAUGUGCAUCAAAUUCUUUUGUUUAAUGUAGUUCUUCAUGUUCUGAUAUUCGUAAGUAAUAGAUAACGUGGAAUAAAGCGUGGAAACUACCAUUAUUUUAUGAAUUAAAGGCACGUCGCGCUUAGAUUUAUUAAAACUACAACGAAACUAUCCUUUAAUGAGAAAAUAAGUUAUCUUAAAGCUUGACAAAUUAAAUAGUUCCAAAUAAUAUCUUAAAAUCAGUUGGAAAUCUAUAGGCCUACAUUUUAUUCCACUAUAUUAAAGACGAGAUGUUUAUUUACGAGUGUGAGAAGUUUCAUUUAAGUCUACAUUAUAAGAAAAAUCUCAUUACGAAAAUGCUAUCGAAUCUGUGGAAUCUCUGCAGAUUCACAUGGUGAAAACCCGUGUAAGAUACACUUUUAUUAAAUCAGUCUUGCAAAAAGUCAGGUACAUUUUUUUGUCUUUGCAGAAUUUUCUAAGCAUAUUAUGAAAAAUCAGGAUUUCAUGAAAACUUAUACUGCAGAAGAAAUUUUGAUCCGAACGUGCAGAACUGCCUUAACGCUACAUGCAAGACUACAAAUCAUUUAACAGUUCAGUAAAGGUUAAAUUUAUGUUUUUGAAUAAUAAACUGAAGAAAAAACAUACUUUGACUUAUAAUGUGUUUGCGAACAUGACUACUGACAUGGUAACAUCGACUUACACCUUUUUGUAAUUUAUCAAUAUAUAUUAAGCAACGAUU